Molecule: messenger RNA, 3528 nt
Organism: Penicillium brasilianum
Lineage: Eukaryota; Fungi; Ascomycota; Eurotiomycetes; Eurotiales; Aspergillaceae
Source: the annotation of a GenBank genome assembly
AUGCCCUCGCCGCCAACGAUAGGGCCAACUCGCUCGGCGUGGUUCGAAUGUAUCCAACUAGCUGAGCACACGAACGUAGAUAUUGUUGCAAUUCCGCCCAUCGGGGCCGAUCAUCAAAAAUCCUGGACGGCCCAGGGAUCCAAGUCACCGUGGUUGGGCACUGAUCUGCUAAACCGCAUGCCGCGAGCGAGGGUGCUGCUGUACAACCAUGGCCAGUUGCGCGAGCGUGAUAAGAUCGAUCGCCUGGGUCAGCGGCUUUUGAACCGCCUGCUCGAACAGCGCAAACAAUACAGUCCUCGACGACCGAUCUUCUUCUUAUGCCACAGUACCGGCGGCUUAGUAGCCAAGGCAUGUCUGGCUCUUGCCCCACGGGCCGAGCCGAGCCAGGCUAUCGUAACCAGCUGUCAUGGCAUCGCGUUCUUCGCGACGCCUCAUCAGGGAUCGACGUAUCUGUCGGCGGAAGAGUAUCAACGGAGUAUUCGACGAUUGCUGUAUCUGGAGCAUGAGAUACCGCUCUCGUUGCGGGAGCAGUUUCGUCCGCGACAGGAAAGACUAUGGCAUCUUUCUAACCAGUUCAAGGCGCUCUCUGCUGACAUGAAGGUCUGGUCGUUCCUCGAGACUAUUGACUCGACUCUGCAUGUGCAAGAUUUGGAGUCAAAUUGUCUCAUAGAGUUCCAUGCCCCGAUUACGUCUAUCAGAUCUGGUUUGCUCAGUAUAGAGCACGAGAAUGAAAUUCCCAUGGGAACGGAUCAUGCUGGAACAUCCUGUUUCCAAGGACAGGAAUCGGCUCUAGAGGCCUUUUUGACCGAACUCAAUGACGCUGUCAAUGUGGCUGCAGAGCUUUCAAAACUUCAGGAUCAUCAUUUGCACGUGGAGCAGGAGGUCAUGGUCCAAGUCAACGGGUUCUUUGAAGAUACCGCCCUCGGUGUUAGCGACGAAACUCCUCUCAAGCUGUGGUCCACGCAGGUUUCCUUGGAAAAAUACCUGGCUAAAGGACCAUCAACUUGCCUUCGUGAGCGUCUGGAGCGGAUUCAGCCCGGCACAUUGGAUGAUUCUUCAUUGAGCAGUUACGGUAGUCGAUUUCCCUCCCCAAAGGUAGUUCAGGGGCCUGAAGAGCAAGAUGAUGAAAAUUCAAGUGAGAAUGACUUUAAUGAUAACGAUCAUGAUGACCACAAUGACCGCUAUGACCAUGAAGCUGUGCACGAAAGUGAUGAACGACCCUCGAGGCCGCCCAUGAAACACGGCCAGAGCUACCAAAGCCCCAUAGAUCCAGCACUCCAUUCCCCAACCAUCCACAUCACCAAGGCUGCCACCGAUGGGUAUUUUGAUAGACCCGCAAGUGAAAGCCCCCCUCCCCCAGUGGAGCGCCGAACGAAGGAAACGAUCGCCCAAGCACUAGGCCUGUCCCACCUUAAAUCCCACAAGCGAAAUGUAUCAGAAGACAGCUAUCACGCGAGUAGCUCCCGGCCUGGCUCGAGCUCUGUAUCCCCGUCGCGACAAGCUAACUUUUUAACAAUCCCGGCAUCGACACGAGACCGUAUAAACGAGGAUGCCGAGGGAGCGGAUAUACCGCGCUCACUGCCGCGAUUUGACAGGCCCGAUGCGGGCACAGAAAAGCUGCUGUGGAUACACGUGCCUUAUACACAUACCGGAUGGGUGUCACAGGUUAUUCGGCGAGCAUGUCAGGACCGCCAGGAACCGACGUUUCUGCGAAAGUUCAUUAAUGAUGAAAAUUGGUACCUGAAUCUCAAUAGGGCGCGACAUAAGGAGCCACAUGCCAGGUUCGUGCGACCAAAAUGCAUUCACUCACGGCAGAUGGAUGUGUCCUACGGGACCAAGGAAGGAGAUGCAGAAGACCCUCAACUGGCUCUUUAUACACCUUAUCUCCACUGGGAUACAUAUCGAAAUCUGAUACAACGCCGCAAGGUCGUUGAAGACCGAGUCCACCAGGGACGAUCGAGGCCAGUGCCAUACCGUAUCAACAGAUCAAGCCUCGAGGCCAAGCUUAUAUGGCAAUACUUGGGCUGCGAGCCCCCGAUUCACUUCCGACGCACUUUGGACCAAUACGGGUAUCCCAAUCUACGCUCGACGGUGGCUCGAGACGACGACCAAAUGCUCUGGAAGCGUACUCGCAAGCCAGCUCGGAUCGACGAUCAACUCCGGGAGUACCUGGAAGCAACAAAUGAUGAUCCAGAAGGCACCGAGCCUACCGAGUUUAUGGAUGGCAAUGUAUUGAUGGUCGACCAGCUUUGGCUCUGGAUCGUCGACCGAAAGACUAUUGUCACGUUCUUCCCUAAUCAAGAGGCGACUACGUCAGAGGGGAAGCUGUUUGAGCAGACGAACUUGCACAGCAGUAUUUAUAAUGAGUUGAACGGAGAUCUGGCUCGUCGGUUUGAGACGGCGGGUGACCUGGCCGCUUUGAUCAUUUUACACGCUACGACUGUUCUCCUGGAUAAGACUCUCCAUCGCGACUUGCAAGUCCUGCGAAUCUUUGAAGAGUCGAUCAGUAUUCUAACUGAAUCGGUAACCAAAUCUUUCAAACGCUUCCGCAAUCGAGGCUUCGUCAAUCGUCCAGCGGACUAUGAUCGCACCGCAGAAGGCAAAAACAUGACCGGUGCGCAGCGCGACGCAAGAGAUCAACAAACAGCCCGUCGAAACCGCGACGACCUCUCCGUUCUUCUUGAAUUACGCGAUAUCGAAGACGAGCUCUCAACAAUUCUGAAACUCCUCGAUCAGCAGGAUACUGUCGUCAAGAGCAUGAUGAAAUACUUCGAUCGAAACGGAUGUGGUAUAGUCUUCCUCAACGCCGCACAGAUGCGCAUCGACGAGUACCGCACACAGAUUGGCGAGAUGAAGGAGAACAGCCAUCUAGCCCAGAAGGCAGUCGAGACUCUGCUUGACUUGAAGCAGAAACAGGCCAAUGUUGAUGAAGCAAAGAUGGCUCGGUGGCAGGCCGAGGAGACGCAGAAUCAGUCUCGGUCGCUGAUGGUAUUCACCAUUUUCACAGUUAUCUUCCUGCCUCUGUCCUUCUUUACUUCGCUCUUCGGUAUCAAUGCUCGUGAAUGGAGUGGCACGCCUGAGAAUUUAUCUCUUGCCCAGAUGCUUGAGAUUGGAGCGCCGGCCUCCUUUGCAAUCAUCGGAAUUGCCCUGCUAAUGGCAUUCAGCGGAAGCCUCCGUCAAACAGUCGCCAAAUCCCACAAGAUCAGCCGCGGUCUGUGGAGAGAAUUCAUCUCCAAUCCGGUCAAAAUGUUCUUUCACUGGGAAAGCUUCAAAAGCAAAAUUCCAUCCGUAGUACCCGCAGAAGACUCGGGCAUACGGAAGCGCUUCGAUCAGUAUCUUGGAUACAGUAUUCAUCGGACACAAUUCGACGAGGACUUUUGGCAGCGUCGACAGGUGGAGAGGAGUCCACUUGAAGAGCUUGAACGGAGGAAAAGGAAACGAGUCAAAUCAAUGUCGAAGGCGAAUGGGUGGGGAGAGGCACUGGCGGAGAAAGUGCGUCGAGUCAGUGAGGGCGGGCUCAAUGUGUGA